AUUGUCAGAGGUGGAGUUUGACUCUGUGGCCCAAAGCAAAUGCUGGAGGUGUCGGAGAGCUGAGCAGCAGAGCAGGCUGGACGAACAAUGCAGCAGAAAAGGAGGUGCCACGCAGUUGCUGGGAAGUAAGUGGCGGUUGCAAAGGACUCUGUCAUUAUCAAGGCGAGAGGAGGCGCUGUGAAAAGGAUAUUGCGGAGCCUCCGGUCGGAACAAAGCCGCUUGGUGGCAUGGACACUUAACAUUCCUCCGCUGCUGUGUCGUCGAAAUGCUCAGAGCUUAAACCCGCGCAUUCCCUGAAACGAUGCCGCUUUACCUCGACGACCCAAAGCGCCCUUGAGCACCUUUUUUGAGGGCAACGGCUGAAAAGGACGCUUGAACAGAGUCAACCUGUUCAGACUGGAAUAACAAUGCUGAAGUCAAAGGGUCAAAGCUUGGCGUGGCUUCCUCUCCUGCUUCUCGAAAUGUCUUGCAACGCUUCCCUUGUAAAAGUCAACAAGGCUUUAAAGGUGAGACGGGGUCAGUCGUCCUACCUCCAGGAAGGUGACCUGCACUUCCUUCUCCCGCUUCCAAAGGAUGCAUGCCAAGUGGAAGUGGUGUUAAAUGAACCCAUAACUCAACGAGUGGGAAAAAUCCUGCCUCAGGUAUUUAACUGCCAUUAUCGAGAGAAUGAGGUCAAGUACGUCCAUAAUGGCUCGCCGCUAUUAAUGGAGGACACAGUCAAGCUUCGGCUGUAUCGGUUCACGGAGACUGACACCUACACGGAGGUUUUUUCUCUCCACGUCGACAUCGUGGAACCCGAUUGCAGUAUCAUCAAGCUCGGACCUCAAUUUUUGCAAGUUCCAUUUUAUGGCAUCUCUGCGGACGUUGACGGCAAUGUGCUGUCCCUCCACUAUGAAAAGCGGUCCAGCUUAGAGUGCAGCAUCCAUCUCAAUAGCCAUGACACCAACCUGCCAGCUCAUGGGCAACUCGUUACUGGAAAGCCCAAGGAAGCCGUCAAACGAGGGGACGAGCCACUUCGCUACAUUGAGGAUCCGGUGAGAUGUAAUUCUGACGUCUGCCUGAAGGGAGUGAAGCAUGUCACGUUCCUCAAAGUUCCCUGCGAGGACUUCCUGCUGAUGGGGCUGAAAUACCAGCAUAUGACUCCUCCAUCUCCUGACAUUGACUACAUUGCAAUCAGGCUUGACCUCAAAGACACAAGGAGUGGCAACCUUUACCAGUCUGAACAGAUUUGGAUUCCGGUGCAGAUUACAGGCGGACUGGUGAACCAGUCGCCCGUGAUGUCAUUCAUGUCGACGUUCAUCUUGGAGGUGGACCAAUUCAUCCUCACGCCACUAUCCACCGCCACAUUAGACGGCAAAGAUGAGGAAACUCAGCAGGAGAGGCUAAUUUUUAACAUCACAAAAGCGCCUUCAGAUGGCUUCAUCACUCACCUCUCUGACCACACGCGCCCGAUCCAUUCCUUCACAUGGUUGGAUUUAAAUGGCAUGCUCAUUGCAUAUCAGCCCCCGAAUUCCACUCACACCCAGCGCAGGCACUUUGAGAUGGAAAUCGACGUUCAUGAUUUUUUCUUUGAGAAGAGCCCACCAAUGACUGUGCAAAUGUCCGUUCGGAAUGCAGACACCAAUGCACCCAGAGUUUCCUGGAACAUGGGUCUCAGCCUGUUGGAAGGCCAAUCACGUCCGAUAACAUGGGAGCAGCUCCAGAUUGUGGACAAUAACGACAUAGGCGCUGUCCGUAUCAUCACCGUGGAGGGCCUUCUGCAUGGAAGGCUGACCGUCAGAGGUGGAAAGGGUUUCAUGUUUACCGUCGGGGACAUCAAAGCCGGAAUUGUUUGCUAUCACCAUGAUGACAGCGACUCCACCAGUGACUUCAUCAUCUUCCGCAUCACCGAUGGUCACCAGCAGACCAGGCACAAGUUCCCCAUCAAGAUCCUCCCUAAAGAUGAUAGCCCUCCAUUCCUCAUUGCCAACAUGUUACUGGAGGUCUCCCAGGGUCAAACAACUCUGUUGAAAGGCACCGCCCUUCAGGCUUCCGAUGUGGACUCCAGCAGUGACUACAUCCUCUUUAACAUCACGAGGCCCCCGCAGGCGGGAGAUAUUGUGAAGUUUCCAGGACCAGGGCUAACAGGUUAUGUAGUCAGCAAGUUUUUGCAGCGGGACCUCUCUCAGUCCAUGGUUUAUUAUCGACACAAAGGGAAUGAGGUGCUUGAUGACUCCUUUGAGUUUGUGCUCUCAGAUUUCCAGGAUCCUCCAAACUUGUCAGAGCCCCAGGUAGUCAUGUUGCACGUUGAGCCGGUACCGCGCCAAGCACCUCGAGAGGUUCCUACUGCCAGACGGUGCCUUGUGGUCAAAGAGACCGACGUGGUCCAUGUAACACAGCAACACCUUCACUUUGUAGACAAGGACUCACCAGACAGCGAUCUGACAUACACGGUUACGACACCGCCUUUCGAUCGAGAUCGUCACAGCAGCGAGGAUGCAGGGAGGUUAUUCCUCGUGGACAGUCUACCCACAUUCACCAAAGACACCAAUGCGCCAGUGUUGAGGCUCUUUACACAGCAUGCCGUCAACUUCAUGAAAGUAGCUUACAUGCCUCCAACUGCGGACAUUGGUCCUUUUCCUCGAUAUAUCCAGUUUGGUCUCUCAGUCACCAAUCAACACGGCCACACACUUGAUGGGAUCUGCUUUAACAUUACUGUGAUACCCGUGGACAAUCAAUCGCCACAGGUAAUCACCAAGCCUCUAAUGGUCGACGAGGGUGGUGAGUGCUUGCUCGGCUCGGAGCACCUGCAGCUAUCAGAUCCAGACUCUGUUGAAGAAGCCUUGCGAUUGGAGCUUUUGGGGCAACCGCAGCACGGGGCGCUGCAGAUGAACAACUUUCCUCUAAAACCCGGACUGACCUUCACUGUGCAAGACCUGACAAGCCACAGAGUUAGGUACCGUCAUGACAAUUCAGAGACUCUGGAUGACCGCAUCAAUUUGGCUGCAACAGAUGGCACCAAUAAAAUCAGUUUCAUUCUGCAAGUGGAUGUAUCCCCGAUCAAUGAUGAGGUACCGGUGCUGGUUGCCGGUUUGAAACCAGUGCUCCCGUGCUCGGAGGGGCAGACAACAAUCAUUUCAGUUGAGUACAUCUCCGCAAUUGACGCGGACACCGAAAACAACAGCCUAGCCUUCCUGAUUGCGCGACAGCCUCGCCACGGCCUGGUGCUGAGAAACGACAUGGCCGUCGAUCAUUUCGUUCAGGCGGACGUCCUUGCAGGCAUGAUCAGCUACAAGCACUCUGGUCAGGAGAUCGGACUCACUCCGCACGGUGACAUGAUCACCUUUGUGAUUUCUGAUGGAGAAACAGAAAAAUCUGUGCUAUGCUGCGGUGGAAGAAACCCGAAAAUAGGAAGCAGAGAAAAAUCUCUGCCCGUGUACGACCUCCGCAUCACCAUUUCCCCCGUCAACAGCCAGCCACCCUCGCUGAAAAUAGGAGACAUAUUUGUGGUCGACGAAGGUGGGAGAGCCCAGGUAAACGCGAGUCAUCUGAAGGUGUCUGAUGCUGACACAGUCGUGGAUGAGCUGGUGGUCAGUUUGGUUACUCCGCCGCGGUUUGGCUACCUUGAAAAUGUUCUGUCGAGACCUGGCUUUGAGAAAAGCAACGUGGGUGUGAGCAUAGACUCCUGCUCUUACAGAGACAUCAUUGCCGGUCAGAUCAACUAUGUGCAGUCCAGGCACCAAAAACUGGAACCAACAAGCGAUCAGUUAAUCCUCCGUGUGUCAGACGGCAAAUUCAGCUCCACCCGUGUCACGUUCAACAUUGUUGUCCGCCCAACAAAUGACGAGCUUCCGGAGUUGGUGGCUCAGAAUAUGACGGUACAAGAAGGACACAAGAGGAAUCUGGACUUGUCUGUGUUGAAUGCGACAGAUCUGGACGUCCCCAAUGAUGUCUUGCGCUUCCAUGUUGUGAAACCCCCCCGGUAUGGCAAUAUCAUUCGUCACAUCGACACUGACACUCAUCGGGGGGCCAAUUCAAAAUCCAGUGUGGCUGACUUCACAAUGGCAGAGCUCUGGGUUUGUGUGUAUAACCUUUCACAAGGUCAUGAUGUGGCAUAUGUGCACGACGACUCUGAACAUCUGGAGGACGACUUUACCAUCCAGUUAAUGGACGGCAGACACAAAAUCCAGAGACAGGUUCUGGUGGAAGUACUUGCAGUCAACGAUGAAAAACCUCAUUUGAUCAGAAACAAUGGACUGGAGUUGGAACCAGGAGAGGCCAGACUCAUAAGCAGUGUAGCCCUCUUCGCACAGGACCAUGACACUCCCUCCUCGCAGGUCAUGUACAUUUUUGAGAGGGUACCUGCACAUGGACUCCUACAGCUUAAGCGUAUUCAAAACUGGCUGCUGCUGACAGUCGGGGAAAACUGCACCCAGGAAAUGGUGGACACGAAUCGUCUGCGCUAUGUGCACAAAGACCCGUUUGGUACGACAAUGCAGGACCUUUUUGUUUUCCACCUACAUGACGGACAGAAUCAGUCUCCCUCACAGCAGUUCAACAUAUCUAUCAAACAUGUGGAAAAAGGAACUAUCGCCAUGUUUGUCACGCCUGUGAAUGUUAACCGCGGCGGGCGCGUGGUCCUCACCACCGACGUGCUGUUUGCCACAGACCACGCGGACCGGCCUGACGAGCUGCUGUUUGUCGUUACCGUCCCGGCAGCUCAUGGCUAUUUGGAGAACACCAAGCAUCCCGGUGUCAGCAUCUCUGCCUUCAGCCAGAUGGACAUCGCCGCAAACUGUGUGGCUUAUGUGCACAACAACCAAGCUAGCACACCCACAGAAACCAUUCACUUUGUCGUUAGUAACAACCAGACAAGCCGAAAGGGAAUCUUGGAGUUGUCGGUGAAAAUGUUGGAUCAAAUCCCCCCGUCGUUGACCAACAAAGGCCUUGUCGUUCCCCAAGGGUUGGCCAUGACCCUGAGUCGAGACUGCCUGGCCAUGACCGACCCCGACACCCCACGGGGCGCCCUGGUCUUCAAACUCCGGCAUCCUCCUCGACACGGCGAGCUGCUUUUACGCGGAACCGCGCUGAUGAUGGGUUCCACUUUCACCCAGCAACACAUUGAGGAGUUGGAGGUCACGUACAAGCAUAACGGAGCGCAGUCCCAGAUCGACCGGUUCGAAUUCACCGCCACGGAUGGCACCAAUCGCGGGGUCCGGCUGGAUGGGAAGUUGCAUACGGAGCCGCUGCCGUUCAUCAUUCAGAUCAAGCCUUUGAAGAGGUCACAUCCAGAAGUUGUAAAGCUUCUCCCCCUUUGGAAAGCUGAGCUUUUAGGCGAUGGACGAUACGGAAUUUUUUUGUCAUCUCGGGAGCUCAAAGCCAAAAACACAAACGGCAAAGAAGAGGAGCUGAUCUUCGUCAUUGUUCGGCAGCCCUAUUUUGGCCACCUCGAAAAUAUCACGACAGGUGGUUUCGCCCGACAGCGUUUCUCGCAAUUGGAUCUGAACCGGAGAACAAUCGUCUACAUCGUCAAUCCGGAUAUGGAAUCUCUGUCAGACAGCUUGGAAUUCAGGGUGUCAGAUCGCCACGGAAACGCUGGGCUGUCUCACAUACUACAACUAAGCUGGUCUAGCGUUGAGCUGUCCCAGCCCGAAUACUGCGCCAACGAGGAGGAGAAAAGAGUCUCGGUGGAGAUCAUCCGGAAAGGAAAUGUAGCAGAGUCGUCAUAUGUCAAAGUCAAGGUGAACGAGGGGACUGCAACUGCGGGAAAAGAUUUCCUCUCAAGCUCAUCUUCCCUUCUCCAGUUUGAUCCAGGAGUCUCACUGAAGAUCUGGAACAUUGAAGUCAUUCAGGAUCAACUCGAAGAGGCAGAUGAAGUAUUUGAAGUGCUCCUCAUUUUUCCGGAAGGGACAGUUAUUGCCAGCGUCAAGAAAGCUCAAGUUACCAUAAAGGACACUGGAAGAGGGCAGUGCAAGCAAAACCAGCGCCAUGCAGCAUCUCUACUCACGGGAAAGAGCGGUCUGUCUGAUACACGCACUCAAAAUUCAUCUUGGAGCCUCAAGAAACCGUCACUUGCCAGCCAAUCACCCAUUCAUCAAGAAGGAACCUUCUCCAAAUCCAAAUCUAAAGGAAGAGGGGCAAAGAUCCGUGCGGUUAGCAGGUUAGCAGAAAGCUCUCGGAGAACAUUCCCUGAUGCCAGAAAAGGUGAACAUGGAAUAGCUGAUAGCUUUGUAGCUAAGCCGUGUUUGCCAGAAGUGAUGGGACUCCUGCAUUUCAACCAGACGACCAAUCAGAUCUUUCAGUGCAACGGUGUCUCCUGGAGAUCCUGGACGCCACCAAAGCAGAUGGCCAAAACUCCACCGUGUCCUCCGGGAUGGACCUUUCACAGUGGCCGCUGCUACAUCCUCAACAAAAGACACAAAACGUCAUGGAGCCGAGCAAAUCGAAGCUGUAAAGAGAGCUAUAAAGGCAACCUUGCAAGUGUUUUCUCAAAAGGUGACAUGGAUUGGCUGUGGGACUUUGGCGAGAGGAAACCAUUUUGGAUAGGCCUUAAUGACAGAGACGCCCAAGGGUCUUGGCGGUGGGAGGACGGAGAAAGUGUCACCUACAUGAACUGGAACAGGGCACCGUCGCCCUCAAUCGCGGAGGGGAACAAAAUGUGUGCCCUGGUGUGGAGGAGGGCCAAGUGGCAAAGGAGGCACUGCAAGACGGGCAAAGGCCACGGCUAUAUAUGCUCCAUCAAGAUUUGAAUGCAAAUGACGGCAUUCGAUCCAUGCCGUGGAAUUUUAGAACACACGUACAACCUCAGGAGGACUAAAAAUCCUCCAUAACAUUUCUUGCUUCUUUUUUUGUUUGUUUAUUUAUAUAAAUUCAAAUAAAUAUUUUCUACAUCUUGUAAUAAACACUGGAAAACACCCAAGUUUAGUCUUAUUCUUGCAAGAAGGGGAGAUAGAACAAAUUGAAUUGACCUCCGGAUAAUAUUAGUAACAGACACAAUACAGUAUUCUCGACAUAUUUAUAUUUCGCAUGUGUGUUGAAAUAUAUUGGCGAUAUGUUUGAAUAACGGGGAAAAAAACGACUGGAUUAAUUCUAAUCUUGCUAAACAGCGACACCAAGCGGAAAAUUUGGUGCAGUGUUAACUGGCUUUCUUGGUCCGUUCUUUUGAUCGACAUUUUAUUCGGCCAAUCAGACGUUAUUAAAGUCAAACAAUCAGAAAUUGGGGCUGUCAAACGGUUCAAUUAGAAAGCGCUAAGGCGUCGCCAUGAUUGUAUGCCUUGUACCGAAAAAAAAAGAAGCCACUCAGUUUCUGUAGUGACAUAAAAUCAGUGACAUUUUGCCUUUUUAGAAAAAAAAGAAAAAUCGCAAAUCCUGAAAAACACAUUUAAAUUCAUAUUUGGGACCGUUUUGGGCAAUAAUUCGUACCGUGAUUAUAUUUCAUAUUCAUUACUUGAAUCAUGUAAAUAUUUAUUUUUUACAUUGUAUUUAUUUGAAUCAUUUUACACAGUACAAUUUUCAAAAAUGUGAUUUUUAAAAGUUAUUAUUUCUUUAUUGCUUCAAUUUAGUGUCUGCACAUGCACGCCUGCCUUUACACGUGUGUGUUUAUAAUUUUACAGUAUAUUUUGUCGUUGCUAAAUUACGACAAUUGUUUUGUUGUGGUCGGUGCCAUCUUGUAAUAAUUGUAUUUGAUUGUACAUUACUUAGACUAAAAAAUAUAAAAUAAUUGAAUACAAUUAAAUACAUUGAAAUCAG
Messenger RNA from Hippocampus zosterae (dwarf seahorse), 7728 nucleotides. It is a transcript of the gene frem1a, whose product is annotated as Fras1 related extracellular matrix 1a. NCBI's taxonomy places the organism in Eukaryota, Metazoa, Chordata, Actinopteri, Syngnathiformes, Syngnathidae. Gene Ontology annotation, biological process: cell communication. The record is from RefSeq and is a predicted model, not a curated record. Gene Ontology annotation, cellular component: membrane. Bases 408 to 6728 code for a protein of 2106 amino acids. The transcript has 38 exons.